Messenger RNA from Nerophis ophidion (straightnose pipefish), 6787 nucleotides. RefSeq names its product solute carrier family 1 member 5 (gene slc1a5). Gene Ontology annotation, cellular component: plasma membrane. Gene Ontology annotation, molecular function: neutral L-amino acid transmembrane transporter activity; L-aspartate transmembrane transporter activity; symporter activity. The transcript is spliced from 9 exons. Lineage: Eukaryota; Metazoa; Chordata; Actinopteri; Syngnathiformes; Syngnathidae. Gene Ontology annotation, biological process: L-aspartate import across plasma membrane. Bases 106 to 1857 code for a protein of 583 amino acids. The record is from RefSeq and is a predicted model, not a curated record.
AGUUAAAACCGAACUCACUCACUCACGCGAGCCCUCGUGCUUACACUCUCCGUCGGAACUCUACCGGAACGACUUUUAUUUGUAUUUAUUUUUUUAAAAUCAACAAUGGCCGACAAGUUAGAGGAAGUCAGGACGUCCAACGGGGAGGACCCCUUAGCCCACGGCCCGUCCCACGCUCGCCGCAGCAACCAGGAGCCUCUUUCCCGCCGCGUGAAGCGAAUAGUGGCGGCCAAUUUGCUGGUCAUUCUCACCGUGGUCGGCGUCAUCAUCGGCGUCUUCAUCGGGCUCGGCGUGCGCAACGUGGCGCUGACCCGCACCCAGGUCAUCUACAUCGGCUUCCCCGGCGAGCUGCUCAUCCGCCUGCUGAAGAUGAUCAUCAUCCCCCUGGUGGUGUGCAGUCUAGUGUCCGGGGCGGCCAGCAUCGACCCCAAAGCCCUGGGGAAGUUAGGCGGGUGGGCGAUGCUCUUCUUCCUGGUCACCACGCUCGUUGCCUCGACCAUCGGGGUCGUGAUGGCCUUCAUCAUCAACCCGGGCUCGGUGGCGAUGACCAAGCCCACGCUGGCCGACGCGGACGACAGCGUGCCGGAGUCCAAAGAGGUCAUAGACUCCUUUUUAGAUCUGAUCCGAAACAUCUUCCCUUCCAACCUGGUGUCUGCUGCCUUCCAGUCAUACGCAACCAGCUACAAGCUCGUGAAAACCAAUGGCACAAAUGGCCUCCCUAACAUCACAGUGGAGAAGGUUCCCUUUGGAACAGACCAGGACGGCAUGAAUAUUCUGGGCCUGGUGGUGUUUGCCAUCGUGUUUGGCGUGGCAUUGAGGAAGUUGGGGGAGGAAGGCGAGAUCUUGAUAAAGUUUUUCAACUCCUUCAACGAAGCCACCAUGGUGCUGGUCUCCUGGAUCAUGUGGUAUGCCCCUGUAGGUAUCAUGUUCCUUGUUGCUGGCAAGAUUGUGGAGAUGGACGAAGUCGAUAAGCUGUUUGCCAGCUUAGGGAAAUACAUCGCUUGCUGCAUUGUCGGACACCUCAUCCACGGCGGCCUGGUAUUGCCCGCCAUCUACUUGGUCUUCACGAGGAAGAACCCAUACAAGUUCUUGUGGGGGAUAUUCACAGCUCUGGCCACGGCUUUUGGAACGGCCUCCAGCUCCGCCACGCUGCCGCUGAUGAUGAAGUGCGUGGAGGAAAACAACGGCGUCUCCAAGCAAAUCAGCCGCUUCAUCCUCCCCAUCGGUGCCACAGUCAACAUGGACGGCGCCGCCCUCUUUCAGUGCGUGGCGGCUGUUUUCAUUGCUCAGCUCAACGGCGUCUCCCUCAACUUCAUCCAAGUCAUUACCAUCCUCGUGACGGCAACGGCGUCAAGUGUUGGAGCUGCUGGCAUCCCCGCCGGCGGGGUGUUGACCCUCGCUAUCAUCCUGGAGGCUAUCGGGUUGCCCACCAAUGAUCUCUCCCUCAUCCUGGCUGUCGAUUGGCUUGUCGACCGCACAUGCACGGUGCUCAACGUGGAGGGCGACGCCUUCGGAGCCGGCCUCCUGCAGUUCUUCGUAGACCGCACGUCCAAACCGGAAGAAGCGGAGCUGAGGGACCUCGAAAAGGACGCCGACGAUAACCCCGAGCACUCGCCGCUCAUGGAGAAGAAGGGCCUAAUAAAAACAAACAACCAUAAAAGUAAUAGACGGAUGGAUCUGAAGUUGAUCUCAACACGAUUGUGUUUAAAGUCAAAUGUAAAAAAAAAAAUUUUAAAAUAUUUAUUUGGAUCCCAAAGAAUUUUACUGCGAUUUUAUUUUUUUUAUUUUAUUUUUUUUUUGUGCGUCAUUGCUAAAAAAAAAUAUUACCAAAUUAAAAUCAAUGGUGUUAUGUGUUGACAUUUUUAAGGCUCCAAUUAUUCUAUAAUCUCAAAUAUUCCACUUUAAAAUUCUAUUGGAGGAAACUAUUGCAUUUUUUUUUUUUUUUUUUUCCAUAACAAAACAGGGUUUUCAUUGACAAAAAGGGCAUCCAACUUAAAUCUUUAAAAACGUUAUAUUGACAGAUAGACCUAAUGUUGAUCUACAGAUUUGAACCUUGAAUAAAAAUAAUACAAAAUAUUGACACAAUUUAAAUAUUUUUUUCGACCAAAAUCCUUUGGGCUCCCUGGGAUCAAGCCUGAGUAGGCUUGAGGCCUAAAUGUAUAUUUUUACACAUAUGUUGUAUUGUUUUUUUAAAUAAAAACAUCAGUGGUAAGCACAUUCUAAAAAUACGAUUUAAAAAAUAAAAAAACGAAAAAGUGGUAUAAAAGAGUAAAACAGGUGAAAUUUGAUAAGAAAAUGUUGCAAUGUUUUUUUAAUAACACAAAGCUGCCAUGCAGGCUGUUAUUUUUCUUUUUAAAAAAUAAUCAUCAAAAUCAAUGUCACAUUAAAUAUUCCACUUUGAGAUAUUUUGGGGGGAAAAUGUUGCAUAUUUUAUUUUUGCCAUAAAAAAACAUUUUUUUUUUUUUCUAAAAAAGGGCCUAAUAAAAACAAACAAACAUAAACAACCAUAAAAGUUAUAAUUGACGGAUGGAUCUGAAGUUGAUCUCAACACGAUUGUGUUUAAAGUCAAAUGUAAAAAAAAAAAUUUUAAAAUAUUUAUUUGGAUCCCAAAGAAUUUUACUGCGAUUUUAUUUUUUUUAUUUUAUUUUUUUUUGUGCGUCAUUGCUAAAAAAAAUAUUACCAAAUUAAAAUCAAUGGUGUUAUGUGUUGACAUUUUUAAGGCUCCAAUUAUUCUAUAAUCUCAAAUAUUCCACUUUAAAAUUCUAUUGGAGGAAACUAUUGCAAAUUUUUUUUUUUUUUUUUUUCCAUAAAACAGGGUUUUCAUUGACAAAAAGGGCAUCUAACUUAAAUCUUUAAAAACGUUAUAUUGACAGAUAGACCUAAUGUUGAUCUACAGAUUUGAACCUUGAAUAAAAAUAAUACAAAAUAAUGACACAUUUUAAAUAUUUUUUUUGACCAAAAUCCUUUGGGGUCCCUGGGAUCAAGCCUGAGUAGGCUUGAGGCCUAAAUGUAUAUUUUUACACAUGUUGUAUUGUUUUUUUAAAUAAAAACAUCAGUGGUAAGCACAUUCUAAAAAUACGAUUUAAAAAAUAAAAAAACGAAAAAGUGGUAUAAAAGAGUAAAACAGGUGAAAUUUGACAAGAAAAUGUUGCAAUGUUUUUUUUAAUAACACAAAGCUGCCAUGCAGGCUGUUAUUUUUCUUUUAAAAAAAUAAUCAUCAAAAUCAAUGUCACAUUAAAUAUUCCACUUUGAGAUAUUUUGGGGGGAAAAUGUUGCAUAUUUUAUUUUUGCCAUAAAACAAAAUUGUUUUUUUUUCUAAAGAAGGGCCUAAUAAAAACAAACAAACAUAAACAACCAUAAAAGUUAUAAUUGACAUAUGGAUCUGAAGUUGAUAUCAACACGAUUGUGUUUAAAGUCAAAUGUAAAAAAAAUUUUUUUUUAAAUAUUUAUUUGGAUCCCAAAGAAUUUUACUGUGAUUUAUUUUUUUAUUUUAUUUUAUUUUUGCCAUAAAAAAAACAAAAUUGUUUUUUUUUUCUAAAGAAGGGCCUAAUAAAAACAAACAACCAUAAAAGUAAUAAUUGACGGAUGGAUCUGAAGUUGAUCUCAACACGAUUGUGUUUAAAGUCAAAUGUAAAAAAAAAAAUUUUAAAAUAUUUAUUUGGAUCCCAAAGAAUUUUACUGCGUUUUUAUUUUUUUAUUUUAUUUUUUUUUUGUGCGUCAUUGCUAAAAAAUAAUAUUACCAAAUUAAAAUCAAUGGUGUUAUGUGUUGACAUUUUUAAGGCUCCAAUUAUUCUAUAAUCUCAAAUAUUCCACUUUAAAAUUCUAUUGGAGGAAACUAUUGCAAAUUUUUUUUUUUUUUUUUUUUUCCAUAAAACAGGGUUUUCAUUGACAAAAAGGGCAUCUAACUUAAAUCUUUAAAAACGUUAUAUUGACAGAUAGACCUAAUGUUGAUCUACAGAUUUGAACCUUGAAUAAAAAUAAUACAAAAUAAUGACACAUUUUAAAUAUUUUUUUUGACCAAAAUCCUUUGGGGUCCCUGGGAUCAAGCCUGAGUAGGCUUGAGGCCUAAAUGUAUAUUUUUACACAUAUGUUGUAUUGUUUUUUUAAAUAAAAACAUCAGUGGUAAGCACAUUCUAAAAAUACGAUUUAAAAAAUAAAAAAAACGAAAAAGUGGUAUAAAAGAGUAAAACAGGUGAAAUUUGACAAGAAAAUGUUGCAAUGUUUUUUUUAAUAACACAAAGCUGCCAUGCAGGCUGUUAUUUUACUUUAAAAAAAUAAUAAUCAAAAUCAAUGUCACAUUAAAUAUUCCACUUUGAGAUAUUUUGGGGGGAAAAUGUUGCAUAUUUUAUUUUUGCCAUAAAAAACAAAAUUGUUUUUUUUUUUUCUAAAGGGCCUAAUAAAAACAAACAAACAUAAACAACCAUAAAAGUUAUAAUUGACGGAUGGAUCUGAAGUUGAUCUCAACACGAUUGUUUAAAGUCAAAUGUAAAAAAAAUUUUUUUUAAAUAUUUAUUUGGAUCCCAAAGAAUUUUACUGCGAUUUAUUUAUUUUAUUUUAUUUUUGCCAUAAAAAAACUAAAUUGUUUUUUUUUCUAAAGAAGGGCCUAAUAAAAACAAACAACCAUAAAAGUAAUAAUUGACGGAUGGAUCUGAAGUUGAUCUCAACACGAUUGUGUUUAAAGUCAAAUGUAAAAAAAAAAAUUUAAAAAUAUUUAUUUGGAUCCCAAAGAAUUUUACUGCGAUUUUAUUUUUUUUAUUUUAUUUUUUUUUGUGCGUCAUUGCUAAAAAAAAAUAUUACCAAAUUAAAAUCAAUGGUGUUAUGUGUUGACAUUUUUAAGGCUCCAAUUAUUCUAUAAUCUCAAAUAUUCCACUUUAAAAUUCUAUUGGAGGAAACUAUUGCAUAUUUUUUUUUUUUUCCAUAACAAAACAGGGUUUUCAUUGACAAAAAGGGCAUCUAACUUAAAUCUUUAAAAACGUUAUAUUGACAGAUAGACCUAAUGUUGAUCUACAGAUUUGAACCUUGAAUAAAAAUAAUACAAAAUAUUGACACAUUUUAAAUAUUUUUUUUGACCAAAAUCCUUUGGGGUCCCUGGGAUCAAGCCUGAGUAGGCUUGAGGCCUAAAUGUAUAUUUUUACACAUAUGUUGUAUUGUUUUUUUAAAUAAAAACAUCAGUGGUAAGCACAUUCUAAAAAUACGAUUUAAAAAAUAAAAAAACGAAAAAGUGGUAUAAAAGAGUAAAACAGGUGAAAUUUGACAAGAAAAUGUUGCAAUGUUUUUUUUAAUAACACAAAGCUGCCAUGCAGGCUGUUAUUUUUCUUUAAAAAAAUAAUAAUCAAAAUCAAUGUCACAUUAAAUAUUCCACUUUGAGAUAUUUUGGGGGGAAAAUGUUGCAUAUUUUAUUUUUGCCAUAAAAAAACUAAAUUGUUUUUUUUUUUCUAAAGAAAGGCGUAAUAAAAACAAACAAACAUAAACAACCAUAAAAAUUAUAAUUGACGGAUGGAUCCGAGGUUGAUCUCAACACGAUUGUUUAAAGUCAAAUGUAAAAAAAAAUUUUUUUAAAUAUUUAUUUGGAUCCCAAAGAUUUUUACUGUGAUUUAUUUUUUUUAUUUUAUUUUUGCCAUAAAAAAACCAAAUUGUUCUUUUUUUCUAAAGAAGGGCCUAAUAAAAACAAACAAACAUAAACAACCAUAAAAGUUAUAAUUGACAGAUGGAUCUGAAGUUGAUCUCGACACGAUUGUGUUUAAAGUCAAAUGUAAAAAAAAUUUUUUAAAAAAUAUUUAUUUGGAUCUCAAAGAAUUUUACUGCGAUUUAUAUUUUUUAUUUUAUUUUUUUUGUGUGUCAUUGCUAAAAAAAAAUAUUACCAAAUUAAAAUCAAUGGUGACAUUUUUAAGGCUCCAAUUAUUCUAUAAUCUCAAAUAUUCCACUUUAAAAUUCUAUUGGAGGAAACUAUUGCAUAUUUUGUGGGUUUUUUUCCAUAACAAAACAGGGUUUUCAUUGACAAAAAGGGCAUCUAACUUAAAUCUUUAAAAACGUUAUAUUGACAGAUAGACCUAAUGUUGAACCUUGAAUAAAAAUAAUACAAAAUAAUGACACAUUUUAAAUAUUUUUUUGGACCAAAAUCCUUCGGGGUCCCUGGGAUCAAGCCUGAGUAGGCUUGAGGCCUAAAUGUAUAUUUUUACACAUAUAUUGUAUUGUUUUUUUAAAUAAAAACAUCAGUGGAAAAAGUUUGGACACCCCUGCUCUAGCAUUUUAUAGCACAUGAGUUAGAAAGCACAAAUUUUAUCCAGCAAGGGCUCAACUCGGGGAUGUUAGGAUGACAACUUUUUUUGGAAAAUCACUCGGGUGCUUUGUGAAAAUAUAGAAACUUUAUUGACCUCAAAGGUUGUAGUGUUUGUAUUUUGCUAAAUCCCAAAAUGUUUGCUGUUUAGGUUUAAUGAGAAGAUCUUGAUUUUAUCCCAUAUUGUAAUUAUGGGGAUUAACUUUCAACUUGUCUGUUUGAGUCUAUAAGGUGCUUUCCACUUUCCUGUCAUUUAUUUUCCCCAAUUUUGUUUUUCUAAUAUCUUAGGAGGGGAGCACUACUUUUCAUCUCGCCUGGUUUUAUCGUAGACAAUCAUACAAAAGUGGGUUACGAGCCAAAUGACACGGCACGAACGUUGAAAUGCGAUACUGCUGCCAUUAAAUGGGUUUCGUUAAAGUUAAAUGGUUCCGUUAAGUUGAAUGUUUAUAUGUCUGCGGUGAGGUGGGGGGGCCGCCGGGUUCUCAACAAUACAUUUUUUUUUAUGACUAA